CAACAAUAAAGUGAUGCUAAAGCGAUUUGUGUACAAAAAAUCAACAUAAUAAAAUCUCAUGCAAAACGCGACGGUUGCGGUAAAACAACGAUAUCGAAAAAUAAAUUAAUUUCAAUACUUAUCUAAAUGCAACACUGCAAACCGACACCAACACUAACACAAACACCAACAACAUAAUGCUGUUGAAAAAGAAGCGCUAUAUGUGUGAAGAGCAGGACGGCGCUAUUGACAGCGACAUCGUCGCUGCUGCUGUUGUCGAUUCAAGCAACAGUAACAGCAACAGCAACAACAGAAACACCAACGCGAACAACAACAGCAGCAGCAGUAGUUAUGGAUCCAACAUGGCUGAAACACGCGAAGUCCGAAUUGAGGAGCAAUUAAAAGUGAAAAUUGGCGAAGCAAAAAAUCUCAGCAGUCGGAAUGCGGCGAAUACGAGCUGCAGCACGCAGGGCACACGAGAUGUUUACUGCACCAUUGCACUGGAUCAGGAGGAGAUAUGCCGGACACCCAUUAGCGAGCGCACCUUGUCACCCUUUUUUGGCGAGGAGUAUCAAUUCAAAAUUCCGCGAAGAUUUCGCUACCUGUCCGUAUAUGUGUGGGAUCGGGAUAUGAAACAGGACAAACCGAUUGGCAAGAUCGCCAUUAAGCGGGAGGAGUUGCACAAAUACAAUCACAAGGAUCACUGGUUCUCGCUGCGACCUGUCGACUCCGAUUCGGAGGUGCAGGGCAUGGUGCACAUCGAGGUGGCGUUCGAGGAAGUGCCUCCCAUUCUCCAAUCGCUAAGCGACAGCAUUGUCGAGCACACGUUGCAGCAGCACUCGCUGCAGCUGCCCAAUCAUCAUCAUCAUCAUAGCCAAAAUCAUCAUCAUCAUCCACGUGCCCAUCUCAACGACUACAAGGAGAAUAACGAACUGACCAACAUUCAUCGCGCUGCUGCAGCGGCUGCGGCUGCUGCCAGCGGCAAUACGGCCGGCAUGACACUGAAGACUAUCGGUGCGGGACUCUUUGGACAUGUGCAUCAUCAUCAUCAGCAGCAACAGCAGCAACAACAUCAUCAGCAGCAGCAGCAACAACUGGUGGCCACAUCCUCCACGGAUCAGCUGGCGAACUGGAAGAAUACGCAUGCCGCGCGCAAUGUUCGUGUCGCAAUUCGUGUGCCCGCCUGUGUGGAUCUGGCCAAGAAGCAGGGCACCUGUGAUCCCUUCGUCAUCUGCACUGCAUACUACAGCAACAAGCAGAUCAUCACGAAACGGACUAAGCAGCGCAAGAAGACCGUCGAUCCGGAGUUCGAUGAGGUCAUGUACUUUGAUCUCUCGAUUGACUCGGAUUCCGCCGGCGGCGGCAACAACACGGGCACCACCAACAGCAACAAAUCCACCGCAUCGCUGGAAUCAUCGGCGAACAAGGCGUAUGCGAUUUAUCCGCUGGGCGGUGCUGAUCUCUGCGAGAUUGCGGUGACGUUGUGGCAUGACGCCCACGGCGCCAUGGCGGACAAGGUGUUUCUCGGCGAGGUGCGCCUACCCAUGCUUAACAAGCAGCAACAGCAGGCGGUACAGCCAGCCGCCUGGUAUUAUCUGCAACCACGCACCACAUCUCCGAGUUGCCGCUCCCUGAAUGCCACUCCCCGUUCCUGUGCAACGCCGCCGGGAACGCGACUCAGCGUCGACUCCACAAUUGGCUCGUUGCGUCUCAAUCUGAACUACACCGCCGAUCAUGUAUUCCCCCUGGCCACCUAUGAUGAUCUCUUGAAUCUGCUGCUCGAAUCGGUGGAUCAGCGACCCAUCACCCUCUCCUCCGUCUACAUACUGGGUGAACUCGUCUCGGGCAAGACGGAGGUGGCUCAGCCACUAGUGCGUCUCUUCACGCAUACGGAACGCAUUGCGCCGAUUAUCAAAGCGCUGGCGGAUCAUGAGAUCUCCAAUCUGACAGAUCCGACGACAAUCUUUCGGGGCAACACGCUCGUCUCCAAGAUGAUGGAUGAGGCGAUGCGACUGUCGGGUCUGCACUAUCUGCACCAGACACUGCGUCCCGUCCUCUCGCAAAUUGUCGCCGAGAAGAAACCCUGCGAGAUUGAUCCCAGCAAGGUGAAGGAUCGCUCCGCUGUGGACACAAAUCUGCACAAUCUCAAGGAUUAUGUGGAACGGGUAUUCGAGGCUAUUACCAAGAGUGCGGAACGCUGUCCGAAGGUCCUCUGCCAGAUCUUUCACGAUCUGCGCGAAUGUGCCGGCAAACAUUUCCCCCAUAAUCGCGAGGUGCGCUUCUCCGUCGUUUCCGGCUUCAUCUUUCUGCGAUUCUUUGCACCGGCCAUACUGGGUCCCAAACUGUUUGACCUGACCACAGAGCGACUGGAUGCGCAAACGAAUCGGACGCUGACACUCAUCUCGAAAACAAUCCAAUCGCUGGGCAAUUUGGUCAGUUCGCGUUCGUCGCAGCAGACCUGCAAGGAGGAAUACACCGGCGAGCUGUACAAGAAAUUUUGCACGGAGAAGCAUGUGGAUGCCGUCAAACAUUUCCUCGAGGUCAUCUCGACGCCAAAUGCCACCUGCGAUUUGUUGUCGCCCGGCAGCAAUCAGCUGCAAGCGACAAUGCCCCAGUUGCCACUUGAACCAGUAUUACUAAAGGAGGGCGAGGGCAUGAUGACCAAAUAUCCGACAAGCCGAAAACGCUUUGGACGCCAGUUUAAGCAACGUUACUUUCGCCUGACAACCCACUCGCUAAGCUAUGCCAAGUCGAAGGGCAAACAACCCAACUGUGAUAUACCGCUCGAGGAAAUCGGAAGCGUUGAGCAAUUGAAAGACAAAAGCUUCAAAAUGCAGAACUGCUUCAAGAUCGUGCACAAAGACCGCCCGCUAAUCGUACAGACGACGAACUGCGUUGAGGAGCGCGAAUGGUUCGAUUUACUCCACAAGAUCUGUCUGAUGAAUUCCAUCCGCAUGCAAUACUUUCAUCCCUCCGCUUUCAUCAGUGGCUAUUACAGCUGUUGCGGCCGUUCCGAUGAGAAUGCGCCCGGCUGCAAGAAUGUCUCCGCCAAGGAGAUGGAUUACUUUCAAAUGGAUUUGGUCACUGCACUGGAUCCGGCACUCGAUUUGCAGCGCAUACACACGCUCAUCAUGUCCAAUAUGAAUCAGCUGGAUGCGUUGCUCGAUCCGCUUGCCUAUCGCCAACACCUGCCCCUGCCACUGCAACAACAGCAGCAGCAACAGCAGCAAAGCAAUCCGCUGGUGCCGCUUGCGAGUGCGUUGCAGCAACAACAGUCGCCGCAGGCAUUUGUCGAAUUCAAGAAGACGAUCGAGAAGCUGCGCGAGAAGGCCUACGCCAUCGACAAGGAUCACCGCGACUACAAGCAGGGCAUCACCCGGAAGCUCAAAUACGGCAGUCGGCAGGCACCGAUCGGCGAUGACAAUUAUUGGCACAUGAUGCGCGCCGCCGGCCAAUUGAAUUUCCAGCAUCAUCACCAGCAACAGCAGCAGCAACACUUGCAACUCCAGCAGCAGCAACAGUUGCAGCCUGUGUUGCCGCCAAUGCAACAUGUUCGCGCCUUGCCCGCAACCACAAACAGCAGCAGCAACAGCACCAUCAAUGUGAAUGCCUACACCAUGCACAAUCUGCAGAACCAGCAGCAUCGAUUGCAAUUGCAACAACAGCAGCAGCAACAUCAACAGCAGUAGCAGCAACCUCAACAAUAUCAGCAGCAAUUGCGCAAUCAGCGCCACAACAACCAUAAUAAUAACAACAAUCGCAGCAAUAGCUGUGGCAAUGUCUCAUCCUCCAGUCCAUCGUCAACGGCAUCGAGUGUGGUGGCAGCUGUCUCACCAGUGGUCAACCUAGCAGCAGCAGUGGCAACAAGUGCUGGUGCAACAACAGUUGCUGCUGUUGCACCACCGAUUCAAGACUGCGUGUUUGCCAUACCCAGAGCGAUCAUUUUGACGCGGUGAAUGCGCAUAAGGGUUUAACGGUUUAACUACUGCCCCCACACACAUACACCCACCCACACACACAUACACAGGCAGACAGACAGAC
Drosophila grimshawi is the source of this 4020-nucleotide messenger RNA. RefSeq names its product GTPase-activating protein (gene RasGAP1). NCBI's taxonomy places the organism in Eukaryota, Metazoa, Arthropoda, Insecta, Diptera, Drosophilidae. The record is from RefSeq and is a predicted model, not a curated record. The transcript has 6 exons. Gene Ontology annotation, biological process: intracellular signal transduction; regulation of GTPase activity. The coding region runs from base 177 to 3668 and encodes 1163 amino acids.